Messenger RNA from Bolinopsis microptera, 1009 nucleotides. RefSeq names its product astacin-like. The transcript has 6 exons. Gene Ontology annotation, molecular function: metalloendopeptidase activity; zinc ion binding. The record is from RefSeq and is a predicted model, not a curated record. Gene Ontology annotation, biological process: proteolysis. Bases 200 to 1009 code for a protein of 269 amino acids. Lineage: Eukaryota; Metazoa; Ctenophora; Tentaculata; Lobata; Bolinopsidae.
GCAGUUAAACAAAAACUAAUCACUCUUUCGAUCGCUGUACGUUUAAAAGUUUUGAUUGAUCCAAAAAUUUGAUAGUCAACAAUCAAGGUCUUGCUUAUGUUGUGAUGUUCUGAGAGCAGGACUCAUUAUACGUUCGCUAUUUUCAUCCCUGAUCUCAUAGCCGCACUUUGGCUUUGAAGGUCACCAAGGAGCUUCGACAAUGGAUCACAAAUAUUUGACAAUCCUACUGAUCGUGAUGUCUUUAGUGGCACUGAACUAUACAGGACUCACACACGACAUUCAAGACGGGGAAAUAUUCGAGGGGGACAUUUUAUGGGACGACAAUCUCCAUCCGUUCUGGGAUAGAAUACAGAAACGAAGCGUAAACUCUUCAGGAAAUAAUCCGGGAAAUAACGUCUCAACUGUGGGGAAUAAUAGUAAUACCCAGAAUUCUGGAAAUGGUGUCCUGAAUCAGGACAAUAGCACAAAUCAGACUGGCAACAAUCCUCCGAACACUAACAGCGUCUGGAGCUACAAGACCUCUGAUAACGAGGGUUCCUUGACUUACACCAUUCCCUACGAAGUCUCUGCUAUGACGGACCCGCAGGCAGUGGUGUUUAUCAAAGUGGCGAUGAAGGAAUGGAACAAGGGAACUUGUGCGUUGUUUGUUCCUAAGACUACGGAAACUAACUUCGUCAGUUUGAGACCUGGCAACUCGUGUUCAUCUCACGUGGGUAUGGUGGGAGGUCAGCAGUUCGUGACAAUCAGUCCUGGGUGCCAGUACGACCACGGAGCUCUCAUGCACGAGCUUGGUCAUGUCCUAGGCUUGUUCCACGAACACACCAGACAGGACAGAGACCAGUAUGUGCAGAUCAUCCAAGGUAACCUUCUUCCUGGAGCUUUUGGUAUCAACUUCAAGAAGAUGACGCACAGCCCUUCAUAUGUUAGGAAUGACAACUACGAUUACGUCAGCGUAAUGCACUACGGAAAGAGUCACUUCGAAAGCAUUAACAGGUCAUUCUCAGCGUAA